Messenger RNA from Glarea lozoyensis ATCC 20868, 2022 nucleotides. RefSeq names its product HET protein. NCBI's taxonomy places the organism in Eukaryota, Fungi, Ascomycota, Leotiomycetes, Helotiales, Helotiaceae. The record is from RefSeq and is a predicted model, not a curated record. The coding region runs from base 1 to 2022 and encodes 673 amino acids. The transcript has a single exon.
AUGCAAGACUCAAGUGCUUCGUGGCUAACCAUCGUCAAAGAAGACGUCAGGACUAUCAGUUUGUGGCAGGAAGAAUGUACCAGGAAUCAUCCAAGCUGUGGUAUGGGUCUAUCUCAGAACCCCCUGGAAACCGGAAAGUCGCUUCCAACAAGAUGCCUGGAGCUCACAGGUUCAAGCGAUGGAUCUUGUCGAUUCCAGCUUCGUGAAACAAAGGGACGGACUGGAGACUACCUCAUCUUAAGUCAUAGGUGGAUGCAGGAGACGCCGAAAUGCAACACGAACGAAGUAAACUACUUUACCAGACUCCAUUCGGGCCCUCUUGAACCCGAAUAUCUUACGCCCUUAUUCCAAGAAGCUGGUGAGAUGGCUCUGCGCCUCGGAAUCCGAUAUAUCUGGAUCGACUCUCUUUGCAUCAUCCAAGACAGCGCCGAAGACUGGAAGGCGGAAGCCAUGAUGAUGGGCAGCUACUACCAGAAUGCGUGGGCAACUAUCGCUGCGACAAUGACUAAUCAGAAGCCCCUAGAUGUUUCCAGGUCUCCCAGUGCGAAUAAAGCUUCUAGGAUCACACGCUUGCCUUACAGAGAUAAGAGUGGAAAGCAACAAGGCUACUUUUACAUCCAGAGCCUGCAAAAUGCUACUAUCAGCCAAACAUUCGAAAAAAGCGUAGCUGAGAGCGAACUUUUAACUCGAGGCUGGGUGUUUCAAGAAUGGAUUCUUAGUCCGCGCUUGUUAACAUCUACAAACGCUGGAAUCAUGUUAGUUUGUCGCAGCGGGCUGCCACAAAGUCUGGCAGGCGCUCAUGCUCUAAGCGUGUCUAAUUCCAAGCAAGGGUUUGCUUUGAAAACCUCGUUGAAUCUAAAUAUGGACUCGCGCCAGCUUCUCUUCAAAAGCUGGCGGAUGGUCGUUGAGAAAUUCUCAGGUUUGAGCCUAACAUCACCCGACUUGGAUCGAUUGGUUUCACUGUCUGGAAUUGCUAUAGAGUUUGGACAAGCCCUUCAAAAACUCGGAGGACAUGAUAUAGGGCUGCACCAAUAUAUCUCUGGUCUUUGGAUUGAUGACAUUCUUCUAGGUCUGCUUUGGGAGCAAGGGUCUUCGGGUCCACGCCGCCGCCUGAAAGGAAUUCCGACUUGGUCAUGGGCGUCAAUGAUGGAAACAGCAGUUUUAGGAAUGCGAGUAUGUUGGAGAUUGGGUUCGUAUUGGAAAGAUGGGUGGGAGGUACCUGCAAGUGGUUAUUACCGUUCAAGAUUCUCGUACCACUCGACGAGUGGGGACUCCGCUAUGCGCGAUACGGUUCACCUACCUCCUUAUGCACCACCAGAGCCCGUCUGCAAGCUUGAAAAUGUUUGCACGAUUGAGUUGAAAUUUGACAAGAUUGCGAAGGUUUGGAACGAGCACCUUGACCAACAAUUCUUCUCAGCAGCUUCUUACGACUUAAGUAUGUACAGUAACGAAAAGAGGUUUGUUGCGCUUGAACUGCUCGGGAAACUUUUACCUGUUUCCAUCCAUGGAAUCAUCAGUACGACGGAUAUCGAUGACUUUAAGCUGCUGGAUAGAACGGGUGCUAGAAGAGGCCCCAAGGUAAGUCAAGACAUCUUCGGACCAGAUCCAGAUGUCGAAAGGGGUCCCGGAUCCGAUACCGACGAUCAAAUCUGGAGUAUCCGACGCGAGGUCUCUUCGGAAAGAGAUACACUCCUUAGAGGCUGGGCAUCUUUGGAACACGAAAAAUAUCAAAGUAAUGACACUGUUCGCGGAGGAGUUUAUGCUUUGCCUAUAUACCGAUUGUUAAGGACUCAAGAGUCUAAUGAUAGGCUUACGACCGGACCUAUGGGGAUGAAAGUUGAGAGUGUUCUUAAGCACUCUUUGAACACGGCUUUUGUCGUGCUUUUCCUCAGAAGACGACAAGAUAGUGAACCGAGCAGCCGGAGCCAGUAUUUCGAGCGAAUAGGAAUCGGUAGGCUUUUUGGGCAAGAUUUCGAGGAAGAAUUUGUCUCCAAUAACGAAACAAAGAUCUGGUUAGUAUGA